AUGGAAAUCGACUUGGACCUCCGGUCUAUCGAGUGCCAUCGGGCCCUCCACGUGUGGAUCAUUGAGAACCUGAAGAUGGUGCCGGUACCUGAGAAGGCUUAUGGAAACUUCUUCCAAGGACACUGCUAUAUUGUCCUCCACGUCCCCCAGAACCCAAAGGCUCCCCGGGGGCCAUCCAGCAACCUGCACUAUUGGGUUGGUGAGGCAGCAAGCAAGGAGGCGCAGGAAGCAGCGGAGACCUUUGUGCAGCGUGUACCGCAGGCUCUGGGAGACAGGGCUGUGCUGCACCGCGAGGUCCAGGGCCACGAGUCUGACUGCUUCCUCAGCUACUUCCACCCCGGAAUCCUCUACAGGAAGGGAGGCCUUACCUAUGGCCUCAAGCAUGUGGAGACCAACGUUUAUAGCAUACGGAGACUGCUGCACAUCACAGGGAGGAAACACGUGGAUGCCACAGAGGUGGCGCUCUCCUGGAACAGCUUUAAUGAGGGCGACAUCUUCCUGCUGGACCUGGGCAAGGUGAUGAUCCAAUGGAACGGGCCGCAGUCCAGUAGCUCCGCAAAGGCUCGGGGGCUGGCCCUGACCUGCAGCCUCCGGGACAAGGAGCGCGGUGGUCGUGCACAGAUUGGCGUGGUGGAUGACGAGGGCGAUGCCCCGGAGCUCAUGCGGAUCAUGGAGGAGGUGCUGGGUGGCCGACGGGGGAACCUCCGUGGCGCCAUGCCCAGCGAGCGUAUUAACCAGCUGCAGAAGGCCAACGUCCGCCUCUACCAGAUAGACCACGUUGAACCCUGCCUAGACUCGUGUACGUCGGUGCCAGUACAGCUGGAUGUGGGGCAGCUGCCCAGCCGACCGGAGCUAGCAGCCAAGCUCAGGAUGGUGGACGAUGGGUCUGGGAAGGUGGAGGUGUGGUGCAUCCAGGACGUAGGCAGGCAGCUCCUGGACCCCAAGCAUCAUGGGCAGUUGUGCGCAGACAACUGCUACCUUGUUCUCUACACAUACCAGAAGCUGGGCCGCACCCAGUAUAUCCUGUAUCUGUGGCAGGGCCACCAGGCCAGCCCCGACAUGAUCCAGGCCCUGAGCCGCAACGCUGAGGAGCUGGACCUCCUGUAUGUCAGCGCUCUGGUGCAGGUGCACGUGACCAUGGGGAGCGAGCCCCCCCACUUCCUCGCCAUGUUCCAGGGCCAGCUGGUGGUCUUCCGGGGGGUUGCCAGGCAUGGCGGGAAGGAGUGGUCAGUAUCUGCCACCCGGCUCUUCCAUGUGCGAGGCUCCGACAGCCACAACACCAAGACCAUGGAGGUGCCAGCCCGAGCCUCCUCCCUCUGCUCCAGGGACGUCUUCCUGCUGGUCACCCCGGGCAGUUGCUACCUCUGGUUUGGGAAGGGCUGCACCGGUGACCAGCGUGAGAUGGCUCGUACGGUGGCCUCUCUCCUCUCCGGGGAAAACACAGACAUAGUGCUGGAGGGCCAGGAGCCCCCGCCCUUCUGGGAGGCCUUGGGGGGCCCAGCUCCCUACCCCAGCAAUAAGAGGCUCCCUGAGGAGGCCUCCAGGUUCCAGCCACGCCUGUUCGAGUGCUCAAGCCCAGAGGGCUGCUUGGUCCUCACGGAAGUGGUGUUCUUCAGCCAGGAGGACCUGGACAAGUAUGACGUCAUGCUGUUGGACACCUGGGAGGAGAUCUUCCUGUGGCUGGGGGAAGCUGUGAGUGACCAGAAGGAGGCGGCGGUGGGCUGGGGCCGGGAGUACCUGAAGACCCACCCGGCGGGGAGAAGCCCAGCCACAACCAUCGUGUUGGUCAAGCAGGGCCUGGAGCCCCCUACCUUCACUGGCUGGUUCCUCACGUGGGACCCCUACAAGUGGACCGUGAGGCCUGAACCCUGUGAGGAGGUGGAGGGCAGCCUGGGAACAGCGUCCAACCUCUCCACUCUAACAGUGGAAAUCAACCACUUCCAGCUGUCCAGCUCAUUGGGGAAUGGCCCUCCGGGGCCCUUGACCUUACGGGCCCUCCAGGGCUCCCAGGAGGCCUCAGAGAAUGAGCUGGAGCUGGGCCCCAAGGCGGCCAGCAUCAGCACCAGCACUGGCAGCACCAGCUCCCUGGUCAGUGGGGUCCUGCCCCGCGAACGGCUCCUGAACCAGGCCGCUGAGGACCUGCCAGAGGGCGUGGACCCGGCCCGCAAGGAGUUCUACCUCUCGGACUCUGACUUCCAAGCCAUCUUCGGGAAGUCCAAGGAAGACUUCUACCGGAUGGCCUUGUGGCGACAGCAGCAGGAGAAAAAGCAGCAUGGUUUCUUCUGAGCCCAGGCCCUGCGAGAGGCACCUCGUGACCAAGGCCCAGCCCAACAAGCCACACUGGAGUCCCUGGGGAGGCCGAG
Messenger RNA from Echinops telfairi (small Madagascar hedgehog), 2363 nucleotides. It is a transcript of the gene VILL, whose product is annotated as villin like. Gene Ontology annotation, cellular component: cytoplasm; actin cytoskeleton. Gene Ontology annotation, biological process: barbed-end actin filament capping; actin polymerization or depolymerization; actin filament severing. The record is from RefSeq and is a predicted model, not a curated record. The coding region runs from base 1 to 2286 and encodes 761 amino acids. The transcript has 17 exons. Gene Ontology annotation, molecular function: actin filament binding; phosphatidylinositol-4,5-bisphosphate binding. Lineage: Eukaryota; Metazoa; Chordata; Mammalia; Afrosoricida; Tenrecidae.